Molecule: messenger RNA, 3978 nt
Organism: Anarrhichthys ocellatus (wolf-eel)
Lineage: Eukaryota; Metazoa; Chordata; Actinopteri; Perciformes; Anarhichadidae
Gene: gpr176
Product: G protein-coupled receptor 176
Exons: 3
Coding region: 657-2375 (572 amino acids)
Biological process (GO): G protein-coupled receptor signaling pathway
Cellular component (GO): plasma membrane
Molecular function (GO): G protein-coupled receptor activity
Source: RefSeq, a predicted model, not a curated record
AAGAGGAGGGGCUCCUCCUCUCCGGUCUUGCACCUCACGCUGCGAGAUAUUCAGUAGCAAGGUCUCUGCACACCAGUCAGUCUACCAGUUCCCAGCCUGUGAAACAGCGCGCAGCCCGAGUACCAGCCAGACAGCCACAAUCUUUUUUUCUUCUUUUUCUGGACGGCUAGUGUUUUCUCGGCGCCGCGAGCUCGUUUCGCAACCCGGCGUGGUUUUCGGUGCACCGGGUGUCACAGAGCAGCAUCCUGCUAACCUCACUGCGCACGGAUCUCAGUGACUGAUUUCUGCCAUGCAUCCGCAUUGGGGGAUUACGGGUCAUGCAGCAUAGGCUUUAUUAUUUCCCUGUGCUUUGAUCCAUGCUCAUUACACCAUGUUUUUUCCUGAUUUGUCAGACAUAUGUAGUGACAGAAGAUCAUUUCAUUGUUGGCAGCUGCACGCAUUGCCUGCCUGUGUCUGUCUCACAUCUUCACUGACAUCUCUGCUUGCACGCUGUGUUUUGUAGACCCCCCCCCUCUCUCCCCUAAUAUUUUUUUGGGGGGGGGCAAGGCAUCUCCAUCAUCCUCACAGAAAUGCCACACCAAUGCUGGCCGCUGACAUCCCGCCAGCCUUCUUAAAAACAACACAAAUAAAACGUCCGGAUCGCGGGGUGAACCGACAUGGAUAGCGGGAGCCGGGUUGCGACGGUCGGAGAUGGUGCAGCCAAUUUCACAGCAGCCCGCCUCUGGCUGGAUCUCCUGAACGCUUCGAGCCCGCCGACGUGGUGGGACAGCAGCCCGCCACGCGAGGGGACCGGGCUGGGCGAGCAGCAGCGCCUCGUCCGAGAGCAAGCCUACCGGGACUUCACCACCACCAUCCAGGUUUUUAUCCUCAUAGGUUCGCUGCUCGGAAAUGCCUCGGUGUUGUGGUGCACCUGCUGCACAAACGUCUUUAAAUCCGUGACCAACCGAUUCAUCAAGAACCUGGCGUACUCGGGUAUCUGCGCCGGCCUGGCGUGCGUUCCCUUCGACGUGGCGCUCGGAGCCAGCCCUCGCUGCUGCUGGUGGCUUCACACUCUGCUGCUCUGCAAGGCCAUCAAGUUCCUCCAUAAGCUCUUCUGCUCGGUCACUGUGCUCAGCUUCAGUGCCAUCGCACUCGACAGGUACUACUCUGUGCUGUACCCGUUGGAGAGGAAGAUCUCAGAUGCAAGAUCCCGAGAUCUGGUCAUCUAUAUUUGGAUCCACGCGACGGUGGCGAGCCUUCCUGUGUUCGCCGUGACCAAUGUAACAGAUGUGUACGUCACCUCGUCCUGCUCCGAUGACCACGCCCGCUCCCUGGGCCACAAGGUGUACGUGUUGAUCUACAGUGUCACCACGGUGAUCCUCCCCCUCGCUCUGGUCUUCCUCUUCAUGCUGCUGAUCCGCAGAGCGCUCAGUUCCAGCCAGAAGAAGAAGGUGAUAAUCGCCGCGCUGCGGACUCCCCAGACCAGCAUCUCCAUCCCGUAUGUGUCCCAGAGAGAAGCUGAGCUACACGCCACUCUGCUGGCUGUGGUGCUGGCCUUCUCAGCCUGCAGCGCCCCCUAUGGGGCAUUGGUGGUUUAUCGCACCAUUUUGGCAGACACUACAGAGCUACCCAUUUCGCUGUACCUGACGGCCCUCUGGCUACCCAAGGUGUCCCUGCUCACCAACCCACUUUUGUUUCUGACUGUCAACCGCUCAGCGCGUCAUAGCUGGCUGGACCUGCUGGCCAGGAUUCACAGACGUUACAGCCGCCGAAACGUGGUCAGCACCGGGGGUCUGGCCUCUUUAGGAGCAGAGGGUGUGAUCGGGGAGCCGGUGGGACUGGAGACAGCCGGCCGCUCUGGGAGCCAGCUUCUGGAGAUGUUUAACAUUGGCCAGCAGCAGAUCUUCAGGCCCUCUGAGGAAGAAGGGGAAGAAGAUGACGCAGAGAAAGAGAACCCUUGUCAAGGAUCAGAAGGCUGCUCAGGGCCUAAAGAGGACCUCAAGGGUGGGUCGAGACUAGGAAGCUUCAGAGGGGAGGCGAUCACCAAAAAGGAUCCUCUGCAGGGGACAGGGGGAGGGCUGAUCAUCACCAAGGACGGCCCUCCUGCAAUCGUAGCACCCCGGGCCUCUCCGGUCCACACGUGUGCUUACGCCUCUUCAUCUCAGGUGGCACCAGCUACACCCACAGAAGCUGAGGACUCCACACAAUUUGGUUUUGGACCCUUCGAGCUGCCACCUCAGUGGUUACCAGAGACCAGGAACAGCAAGAAGAGGCUGCUGCCUCCGCUGGGUAACACACCCGAGGAGCUGAUCCAGACCAAACUGCCCAGGCCGCGGCCUGAACGGAGAAUCAGCAGGAACAACAAGGUCAGCACCAUCUCCACUGUCGACCCGUGAACUAUUCUGGCCUCUGACCUGCAACACUAUACACAGCUCAUUACAGGGAAGGCCUCUUGGGUUGGCCAGGCCUUUACAGGAUAUUGAUGUGUCAAGUUGCUCGGUUGAUUUGACCCCUUUUAGAGGUCCAGGUUUUUUCACUUAACUGCACAAAAGCUAGACGCCUGAAGCACUGCAGUUUUCUUAUUGGCAAGAAUCAAUUUCAUAUUGAAAAUAUUUACAAUGCUGUCUGCUCAUGAUUAAGGACUCCUACAACGGCCGCAUGAUUAUUGAGAAGGCAGAUACCUUUUUUGAAUCUUCUUGUUUUGAUGAGAGCUGGCAUCAGUAGUUUAAUGAACACUGUACAAAUCCAAUUAUCCUGAGAGAUGCACUGAUACAAAAUAAUCUAUUUCCAUAUAAUAAAAAAAAUCAAGCGAGGAUAUUGAAUCUCCAAAACAAAACAUUUUGUACUCUGUUGCACUCGGUAAAUGAACACGUCUAAGUGUCAGUCCUUUCAGUUAACCCUUUGUCUCACUUUUGGAUAAUAUUCAGAUUUCUUCUAAUGUGGUAGAUGUUGUUGUCAUUUGUACUUUAAAUGUAUGUGGAUUUGAUAAAGACGAAAAAUGCAGAUGUGUGCAAAUACAUGUGAAAAGAAUGUGUUACUUUCAGAGUUUAAUUGGUGUUCAGACAUGUUUUCUGGAUCACAAAGUGCAUCAAAUAUACAGAAAAAUGGAAGAAUAUUACAAAUGUGCUUUGAUAAGAAAAGAAAAUCCAGGUCGGGCAUCUUUUAGUCCCCUUCAAUCAAUAUUAUUGAUUCCUCCCAGGUUUCCUGAAAAUCAAUUGCUCAAUCAAAUGACUGUAAAAUAAAGCAAAUAAGAUCUACAAGCGCGCAUUUUUAUAUCACCAAAUAGUCUGUGAAAUGGUUUUCAAUUUUCAAUUUCACUGACACAUGGUACUGUUUGCUCUGCCUCCUUUGUGAUGCAUAAUUCAACAGCGGCAGCCUCAACCUGAAGCUUUGGAUGAGGUAAACAGAGCUGGGCAACACUUCAAAUAUUUGUCAAGGCGUAACUCUCUUCGGGGCUACCCACAAUCCCCUGCUAUGUCCACAAAGGACCUGAAUCUAUACUGCAUCCUACCCAUGCUGUUAUCAGGCACAAUUGUGCAGUCAUGCCUGACUGGAAACAGUAUCCAUUGCUGCCACAGGAAAGAGAUGAGUAACAUGUUUAUUGUUGUACGUCUGCUUCGGUGAUUACUGUGUUAGGAUGUUAUUGAAGACUACAGUAGCCGCUGAGAUAGAUAUACAGCACUGAGCCCAGAAUGCUGCUGGUUCAAAGGGUGACACGAAAAGCAGGAAGAUCAUUGAUUUGUAUCUGGUGUGAGUGUUUAAGAAUACUCUGGCCUUGGCUCAUAUUUAUUAUAUUAUUGAUUUGAUUCAAGGCUUAUUAAAACAAUCUUUAACUCCUAGAACCAUUAAGACCUUGACAACAUAGAUACAGUGCAGUAAUAUGUGUGUAUAUAUAUAUAAUGUACAGUAUAUCAGUGGUUCUCAGACUUUUUCUGUCUCGCCCCACUUUGGAGGAAGAAAAAUGUUCAUGCCCCACCGCCCCAACAAAAUUGUAACAAA